Messenger RNA from Zeugodacus cucurbitae (melon fly), 3306 nucleotides. RefSeq lists its product as uncharacterized. The record is from RefSeq and is a predicted model, not a curated record. The transcript has 2 exons. Lineage: Eukaryota; Metazoa; Arthropoda; Insecta; Diptera; Tephritidae. Bases 1196 to 1306 code for a protein of 36 amino acids.
UUCGUGUCGGCCGUGCACAGCAGUUGCUUAUAAGCCAUAACGAAAAAUAUCAAUCACUAGAAAUCGCCCGCAACUUAUCGCCCAAAGGAAACGUGCGCGCGCGCAUUCUAAUCACUUGUUUCGAUAACAAAGUAACAGUUCUUUCUUGCCAACACCGCUGCCGCCGCUAAACAUUUUUGUUCGCGGGAAUUUGUCUUGCUAUUGAACGAACGCUUUUUUUCAAUUAACAACAACAAUCUCGACGUUAAGUGGAUUCUUAAUCUGUUGAAAAGAAUCUUCUACUCGCUUCACUUUUUUCUUUUCCACUCUGCUUUCGCUUUGUUUUGCAUACCGCGUCGACUGUCUGCCGCUCCGGUGAAUUUUAUUUGAAUACUUUCGAUAGCAUCGCCUUCGACGUUCCACCAGCGACACUUCUUAUUACGAAUACCGGAUCACGUCGCCUUUGUUGCACUGCAUUGCGUUAAUUGUGUACUCGAUUUGUUUUUGUUUGCUGAUCUUCCGGCCACUCCGCUUCGUGUAGAACUGCGUCUAGUAACUGUGCUGAGAAUUGUGUAAAGAUAAAAGACAAUUUGGCUAUAAAAUACGACGCAAAACCACAGCGAUUACAAACUAAUUUAUGCAAAGCUUACAGCGCAAAUUCUCUUGCUUUGCACAAAUUGUCGAAAUUGAACAUUGAAACAAGCGCAUAAAAAAUUGUUGCCUAAGUCAACUAGUGCUACAGUAUAGUACAGUGAAGGCAAACAAAAGCCACUAAUUAAAACUAAAACAACAAAAAAAGAACAAUUAAUUUUAAUGACAACUUGGCACAACUGAGAUUUGCUUAAUACGAUUACGUCUGUUGCGUACACCUGCGGUGAAAAGGAAGUACUAAAAAUAUAACCUAAGAAAACCGGCAACUUGACACACGCGAGCACAUUAAACGCGACAGCUGCGAUAAAACAAAACGACGCAAUUCACAGCGCGUAAAAAGCCACACCGCAGACCAUUCCAAAUAGUUUCAGUGGAAGUGAAAUAGCGAGCUUACCGAGCUUGUAAUCAAAGUGUGACCGAAGUGAAGUUAUCAACCGUGCAACUGAUUUAUUAACUAAGCUUUGAGCUACUUGCGGUGCUUUGUGCUAUCGUCUUCGUAAGCGUCUUAACGCUCAUAAGCCAUAAUUCAUUUUCGCCGAUAAUACUUGUGCUGCGCAACAGUUUUAUGAGUAACAGCGCCAUGGUUGCGGUCGCCAUUUGUUGCAUACUGGUCCUGCUGGCCGUCUUCAUUGUGAUCAUCAUAGUCGUUGGUCAGACGAUGGGUGAGCCCAAGUGAGAUAAACUUCAACUGGGACCCGGAAACUUCCCAGAUGGAUAACAAAGGCACUCGACGAAUUGUUAGUUGUUACCGAAUAAUAUCAAAUAUCCAUUGCGACUAUUGGCCACAGCCACAAAACGGCACACAUGCAUAUUGCUGAAUUUCAUGCGAAUCACCAUCGAUGACCGACGAGCGCCAUUGUUGACCCCAUCAUUUGUCAGGCAGCGCCGUAAGCAACAACAUCACACACAACAACAACAAAUCGCAUUUCAAAAUCACAUUUUGGAAAGCCAGUGUCACGCGGCAAGCCGACUGUAUUAUGCGUCAUCGGCAUCAUCAUUUGUAUACCAUCGGACCCAACGUCAGAACAAAAAUUGGCUGUGAUGUGAAACUAAAGAGACAUAGUAUGCAUGAAAUUUACUCAUAGACAAAUUGGAAAAUAUAGAAAAAUUAAAGAAUUAAAAUUACAAAAAAAUUAAAAAAAAAUUAAAUCGGCAAGAAAUUGAGUGUGCAAAAAUGAAAUUUCAAGUCAAUCACAAAUAUAACAACAACACAUUGUAAUAAUUAAAAUAAAUAAUCAGAAAUUUUAGAUAAAUUUAAUGCAAAUAAAAAGAAGAAGAAAAAAAGAACGCGUUAAAUGUGAAAUAUACAUACAUACAUACAUAUAUAUAUUAGUAAAUUAAAUUAAAUUAAAGUCAAAUAGUGUUUUUGAUAACGGUGUUAGAAUUUCGAUGUUUUUAAAGAACAAACAAAUCACAGAAAAUAAUAUUGUAUACUCAUUUUAAUAAUAGAUAUUUGUAAAAAAAAUGGAUUUUCAUAUGUCAUUAAUACAACAACAUCCAUAAAAAGAACAGCACUCAAAACAAUUCACAGCAUUAUUCCUCCCAGUACUAAAGCAGAAGAGAAGCUCAACUAGAAUCAACCCGGAACUAAAGUAAAUAGUCUUCACGGGAACGAGUAAAUAUAACGGAAAUGAAGUGAGAAAUCUUACACGAUGUAUGGCAGAUUAUGGAACCACCAAACGCAGUGGCUGAGAUGUGAACAAGCUACGAAACUGGGUAGCGUCUCCUAUAAGCGAAAGCGCAAAAAAUUGAAGGAUGCACAGUGGAGCUCAACAACAAGUGAAUUUUAAUAUACUGUAAAAAACUGUAGUCGGAAGUAUUACUCUUCAACAAAAUUAUCUGGAACUUUAAAAAUCUGGCACUGACACCGAGAAACUUUGAAAAGAAGUGGAUUUAUAUUUGAAAAAUUAUCUUCGGAAAAGUUGAAAAACCACAUUCUAUAUUCCAACUUCUUCGAAUGAAUAAAUACUUACCACAUUUCUCAAACUUUAAACCUUCAAGUUAAAUUGAAGUUUAUUGGAGAGUUGCAAAGUCAAAUCAUAUCAUUUGUAACGAUGAAUUUCCCCACACAGUAUACAAUUAAAACGCCAAAACUCACAUUCAGAUUUCAUGGUGGGCAUGAGUUCCCUUAAAAUAACGACAGUAUUAUACAAGUUCUCCAAAAAAAAAAAUAUAAUAUAUAAAUGGAAAUAAAUAUGAAAACAUUCAUUGAAGUUAAAGUCGACGAUUCAGAAAAUAAUAUAAGCAAAUACAAAAAAAAUAAAAAAUAUGAAAUUUUAUAAUAAUUUUUAUAUGUUUUCAAAAGUUCAUAAAAUAUUUGAAAAAAACUACAGCAAUAGUUAAAUUUAAACCAAAUAAUUAAUGUACAGCAGAAUACAACAGCCAAAUAGUGUUAAGUGAAUAUAACAUAUAUCGUACAAAACCAAUAACAGAUAACAAAUAACAGUAAAUAGUUCCAGGUUAAAGAAUUAACAGACAAUUCAGUGUUUUCAUAUGUAUACAAGUAAAGUUUGUCGUUUAAAAGUUGACUAAUACACCAUGUCGUAUACGUAACGCAUUCAGUUAGUGUAUUAUUCUACAUAUAUGUAUUGUAUGUGUUUACUGUAGUUUUUCUACAACAACAAAGUAUUAAGUGAAUAUCAGAUUUUAAUAAAUAAUUAAAAGCAACAAAACAAC